Molecule: messenger RNA, 818 nt
Organism: Manis javanica (Malayan pangolin)
Lineage: Eukaryota; Metazoa; Chordata; Mammalia; Pholidota; Manidae
Gene: PPP1R14D
Product: protein phosphatase 1 regulatory inhibitor subunit 14D
Biological process (GO): regulation of phosphorylation
Cellular component (GO): cytoplasm
Molecular function (GO): protein serine/threonine phosphatase inhibitor activity
Source: RefSeq, a predicted model, not a curated record
CCUCCUUCCCUCCGCCUUUCUUUCUUCCCUGCUGGCCUCUCCCUCUUUUCUCUGUCUUCUCAUUCUGUUGGCACCCUUGCUCUAACUGGCAGUUUUUCCCAGCUCCUUGUUCAGGCCAGUCCUUCCAUGCUGUCUUCAAGCCCUGCUUCCUGUACAUCUCCCAACCCAGACAAGGACAACCCAAGUAAGAAGGUCCAGUGGGCUUCUGGAAGGAGGAGGACGUCAUCCACAGACUCAGAGUCCAAGUCCCACCCUGACCCCCCCUCCAGAGUGUCCAGGUCCCGGAGACCCAGCCGGCUCACAGUGAAGUACGACCGGGGGCAGCUCCAGCGCUGGCUGGAGACGGAGCAGUGGGUGGAUGCGAAAGUGCAGGAGCUCUUCCAGGAUCAGCCAAGUCCUUCUGAGCCUGAGAUUGACCUGGAGGCUCUCAUGGAACUAUCCAUAGAGGAGCAGAAGACCCAGUUGGAGGCUAUUCUCCAAAACUGCCCUCGCCCCACAGAGCCUUUUAUCUCUGAGCUGCUUAGUCAACUCAAGAAACUCCGGAGACUCAGCCGGCCUCAGAAAUAAGCCUUGUGAGACCAACAUCAACAGCCUCAGCACUGCCAGGCCUGCCUUGAAUCUCUGGAUCCUGGGCUGAGAGAGAAACAACUCCUUGGGACACAGACAAAGAACAUGGAGGACAAGGAGGGACAUUUGGACACCCCUAGUGUAUGUGCAGUCACAGCUAGUUCCUGUCGCUGGGCUUUCUGGGAGCCAGUCAUGGCUGUUUCCCAAUGCUUUCCUUGGCAACCAAGUGGAUAAAACCUUUAGGAGCCCCA